Messenger RNA from Capsicum annuum, 954 nucleotides. Its product is annotated as cytochrome c-type biogenesis CcmH-like mitochondrial protein. Lineage: Eukaryota; Viridiplantae; Streptophyta; Magnoliopsida; Solanales; Solanaceae. The transcript is spliced from 4 exons. Bases 169 to 645 code for a protein of 158 amino acids. The record is from RefSeq and is a predicted model, not a curated record.
AGAUCGUAAUAGGCCCACUUCACUGGGCAUAUAUUUGGCCCAAACAUUAAUUACCCGUCUAACCCGCCAAUUUCUUUCCACCCUCACCAGUGCACUUUCUCCUAUCACAGCUUUAGUGGGUAAUUUUCUGUUGAGCUGAAAGAUUAGUAACUUAUCUGAGGAGUAUCUAUGGAGGGGGGAGAGGAUCAAGUGAAGAAGGAAAGGUUAGUUGAGGCGAGAGCAAGAAAUAUCAGCCACAAUGUGAGGUGUACAGAGUGUGGCAGUCAGUCCAUCGAAGAUUCUCAAGCUGACAUUGCCAUUCUCCUUAGGAAGCUAAUUCGAGAUGAAAUCAAAGCUGGGAAGUCUGACAAGGAGAUCUAUACAAAGCUUGAGGAUGAUUUUGGUGAAACCGUACUUUACGCCCCAAAAUUUGAUAUGCAGACGGCUGCUUUAUGGCUCUCUCCGCUAAUAGUUGCUGGUGCUGCUGGAGGUUUGUGGGCUUACAAGAAGCACAGGCAGAAGACCAAUGUGCACAUUAUGGCUUUGAAUCUCAUUCGAGGAAUUCCGUUGACCCCAAAGGAGAAAGAAACCAUGCUCGAGGUCCUCACGCCACCUCCUGGAGGAACGUCUUCCUUGAGUUGGUGGAGAAGAUGGCUUCAGCAAUGAAAACUUCUUUAACCUGUCAUGUCUUCCCUUGUAUUCUAUUCUUUCUUUUGCUAGAACAUCUCAAAUUGUCAGCUAGUCAAGAAGCCACCCUGUCCAUGUCAUUUUGUCUUGGUGUGUUUGAAUUGGUCAUCCCCACUCGUGAUUAUACAUUUUUCUAAGGGUAUACUUUGAUAUAGUUAUCUACAUCUUAUUGUACAAAAGGUACAAUUUUGUUGUCAGUUGACUUCGAUGUAAUAAUGAUGCCUCCAUGAUUUUAUGAUCGAGCAUCUUAGUAUAUAUUAUAAAAGUUAAAAGACUUUUGAACGACAA